Messenger RNA from Clonostachys solani, 1434 nucleotides. The record is from the annotation of a GenBank genome assembly. Lineage: Eukaryota; Fungi; Ascomycota; Sordariomycetes; Hypocreales; Bionectriaceae.
AUGAACAUCCCGUCUCAUCCAAAGAUUGGAACAAAACCAGUCAAGUCUUUUGCAGAACUGACCGCAACAAUAUAUCCACCCGACCCGGAGUAUGAUAUUGCGGAAAAGCCUUGGCUUCCUGGGCCCCAGAAGCCGUAUCUUCUUUACAAUGCAAAGCUCGUCGAUCCUAGAGCGGGAACUGUCCACAAGGGGAUGAGUCUGCAUCUGGCAGGCGGCAAGGUGGUGAAGGUUGCACCCACGACUUCUCAUGAUUUGACCGCCGAGUUCCGUUAUGGAGAGCAGCAAGUGGAAAAGAUGGACGCAAGUUCAUACUUUUUGUGUCCAGGAUUGAUUGAUUGUCAUGUUCACUUGAUGGCAGUUCACGGCAGCGCGACACUUCACGGGGCUUUCACAUUUCCGCACGAGACUGCUGUUCUCAGGACCGCAGGUACUCUGCGAGGUAUUCUUUCUAAUGGAUUCACUUCUGUCCGGGAUACAGGCGGUGCAACAAUCGCGCAUGCUCAAGCCACCGAGGAAUUCCUGAUACCCGGACCUCGUGUUUUCCAGGGUGGGAGGAUGCUGUCCCAGACUGGCGGCCACGGCGAUGACACCGAGGUUUGGAGUGAUAACCACUGUUGCCGGAGUAAUGGUAUCGCGAAUUCUGCCCUUGGGAGACUCUGCGACGGGGUUCCCGAAUGCCUCCAAGCCGCGCGGGACAAUAUGCGUAAAGGAGCACAGCAUCUCAAAGUGUGCACCUCCGGAGGUAUCGCAUCAGCCACGGACAAACUCGAGUCUCUCCAAUUCACCGUGGAGGAGCUGCAGGCAAUUACCACAGUCAAUAAGAACAUGGGAGGCACCCUUGUCACAGCCCAUUGCUACACGGCUGAAGGCGUAAGACACGCCAUUGCCGGUGGCGUGCGAGGAAUCGAGCACGGCAACAUGAUUGACCCCGAGACUGCACAGCUGAUGGCCGAGAAAGGAGUUUUCCUAACACCUACCUUGGCACUUCAUACUUUCGUUACAAUGCCGCCUUAUGACAAGUUUGAAACUCCGGAUGGCCUUCGUAAAAACGCCAUUGUGGGCGAUGCUGGUAUUCGUGGGAUCGGAUACGCAGAGGAUGCAGGCGUCAUCGUCUGCUAUGGAACCGACACCACGGGGCCUACAUUGGUUAUGCAGACUUAUGAAUUUGUCGUGCGGUCCAAGAUCUUACCGAGCCCUGUGGUACUACGUCAAGCUACUAUCAAUGGAGCUAAACAGGUUGGUAUGGAAGGAAAACUGGGCGAGCUCGUCGAGGGCUCCUUUGCAGAUCUGCUUUUCUUGAAGGAGAACCCGCUCGAGGAUGUCACGAGUCUGGACAGGAUUAAAGAGAACUUGAUGCUAGUGAUGAAAGAUGGGAGGAUCGUUAAGAGCCAGAUCCCAGGUAUACUACCGGAACGGAAUUGCGAAUGGAACUAG